GUUGGGUGGGUCCCCUGGCGAGGAGUGGUUCUCGGAUUUGGGGUCGCCUCGGGCGCCUGUCCCGGCCCGUUCGCCCAGGAUGGACCCGCAAGAGGAGGAGGCAGCGGCGCUGAUGGGAACGGGGCUGCCGGCGGCCCGACUUCAGGAGCUGGUGACCUUCCGGGACGUGGCCGUGGACUUCACCCGGGAGGAGUGGGGGCAGCUGGGCCCAGCCCAGAGGACCCUGUACCGCGAUGUGAUGCUGGAGACCUUCGGGCACCUGCUCUCUGUGGGGCCAGAGCUUCCCAAACCCGAUGUCAUCUCCCAGCUGGAGCAAGGGGCUGAACUGUGGGCGGCAGAGAGAGGAACUGCCCGCGGCCACUGUCCAGGCUGGGAGACUAGACCUGAAGGCCAAGUGACUCCCAAGGAGCAGGAACUUCCAGAAGAAGAGUUGUCCCAUGUCAUUGAAGGAGAAGGGGUCCUGAGGGAUGCUUCCCAGCCCCCUACAUUAGGGGAGGACUGGAAAGAUGAGGGCCAGGUAGAGGCACUCAGGAAGGACCAGGAUGAUUUGAGGCAAGUGGAAUUUGGCCUUAAAGAAGCACUAAUUCAAGACGGAGACUACAGAAGUCCCAGACUCGAGGAUAACUGUGUCCUGAAUUCAAACCUAAUUCCAUUAGAAGAGAUCUCUAAGAGAAAAUAUCUCUGUACCCACGACUCACAUGUUACAAGUUUGGAACAUAACUCAAGCUUAGUCAAUCAACAGACAGGCUCCUCAGAGAAACAACCCUUUGAAAACAAGGACUGUAGCAAAGCUUUUGAUCAAGGCAUUCAAGUUUUGCAGUUUGCAAGAAGUCAGGUACAGGAUAAACCCUACAAAUGUACUGACUGUGGUAAAUCUUUUAACCAUAAUGCACACCUCACAGUACAUAAGAGGAUCCAUACAGGAGAGAGACCUUACAUGUGCAAAGAGUGUGGGAAAGCCUUCAGCCAGAACUCGUCCCUUGUUCAACAUGAGCGAAUCCACACAGGAGACAAACCCUAUAAAUGUGCUGAAUGUGGGAAGUCUUUCUGCCACAGUACACACCUUACCGUACAUCGGAGAAUUCACACGGGAGAGAAGCCUUAUGAGUGCCAGGACUGUGGAAGGGCCUUCAACCAAAAUUCAUCCCUUGGCCGCCAUAAGAGAACACACACUGGAGAGAAGCCCUACACAUGCAGUGUGUGUGGGAAAUCCUUCUCGCGAACCACUUGCCUUUUCCUUCAUCUGAGAACACAUACCGAGGAGAGGCCCUAUGAGUGUAAUCACUGUGGGAAAGGCUUCAGGCACAGCUCCUCCCUGGCUCAACAUCAGAGGAAGCAUGUUGGUGAGAAGCCCUAUGAAUGCCGCCAGAGGCUGAUCUUUGAGCAGACGUCAGCUUUAAUGAAACAUGAGUGGGGGGAAGCCCUUGGCUGCAGCCCAUCUUUGAGUCAAGAAGAGAGGACUCACCAGGGUGACAGACCCUUUAAAUGUAACCAGUGUGGGAAAUGUUUCAUCCAGAGCUCUCACCUCAUCCGACAUCAGGUAACUCACACGAGAGAGGAGUCCCGUGGUUGUAAACAACGUGAACAAACCUUUAGGCGGAGCUUGCACGCCAUCCGACAUCAGUCCACACGUUCAGAAGAGAACCCUGGGGGUGGAACAGAGGCAGCACAGCCUGCAAGCAGAGCUCUCGCCUUGUUUGACAUCCAUGAAAUCAUCCAAGAGAAAAAUCCCGUGCAUGUUAUUGGUGUGGAAGAACCUUCUAUUGGCACGUCCAUGUUAUUUGACAUCAGAGAAUCUACAUAGGCAAGAAACCCUCCAGAUGACUUUUGCACCACAAGUCCAAGCAUGUGGUAAGUCCACAUAACUGUAUUCGUGGAAAGGGAGGCUGAGAGGAGAGAUGCCGAAAGUGACCUCUGAUUUCUUAAGGAAAUGGUGCUUCCCAGACACCCAAGGGUGGUUCCCUAACUUAUCCAAUCUAGUGCCCCCUUUGACAGCAGGUGUUUUCAGAUGUUUCUUGGGUCAUCCCAUAAUGAGUUCACAGGUGACAGCCUACACCCAUGUGUCAUGUCAAGAGAUCAGUAUACAGCCUUGUUUUGUAAAGGUUAAUUAAAAUGGAAGUAGUUUAUGCUUUUGUAAAGGAUAAUUAAAAUGGAAGUCAUCCUGUUGGAGUAAUGUGUAUGAGUUGAUGCAGCAUCUCACCAUGUAACGUGUGGGCCCAGUUACACCCGGAGACCUGGGACAAUAGCCUGUUGCUAUCCAAGGAGAUACCUAGUGAAUAACUCUUGGAAAAGUAUGGAAAACAGAAUGCCAUCGCAUUUCUGGAAAAUUCUAUGUGAAUUCUAACCAUGCAGGAAUUACUUUGUAUUUAAAUGUAAGGUUAGUUAAGGUCUCAGUUCACACAUUACAAACAGGUUGUUUCAGCGAAGUACCCGGUGCACCGACGACGGUUCUGUGCUUCGCGGUCACUGGAGCUACUUGGCUCCCGCCCACAACACGGCAGCCACGAAUGCCGCAGUCAUGUGACCAGGCACCCCUGGGAGACUCCACAGCGGUCCCUGGGGUCGGUGCACCUCCUGCUGAAAACACUGCCUUAGAGCGGCCGGCGUCGCUGCGAGCCCGCGGUUCUGAGCUUGGGGGCGCUACCCCAGGGGACUGCGAGAGACACACUACUGACGCCCAGUGGUUGAAGCCGGGAGUGCCUCUGCGCUUUCCGCGGCGUUCAGGGCUGUCGCCAACAGGAACCGCCAGGCGCCCGUGUCCUCAGUGCCACCGCCGAGAAGCCCCGGGUGCCGCCAGCACGGCUCUGUGGCGGCCUUCGUCUGCCCUCGGUCGGUGGACUGCUCAGGGCUGUGCCAACAGUCCUGUGAAUUUGAUUUCAAUGAGUGGUAUGCUUAGCUCGUUUAUACUCAACAAAUGCUUCAGCAGUUCUUUCCCUAUUUUGCAACACCAUCAUUUUUAUGAAGAAAGAAAGGGAAUCCACCUAUUUUUCUGAAUCUAGUUUUCCACAAUUUAUUGUGGAAAUUUUAAACAUAAAUAAUGUAUUUUCACCAGUAUCCCACCUCCCCGCCUUUCUUCUGCCCUUGGAUUAUUUUCACAUCAGUCACAGGCAUCAUUUUUUUCAUUCCUUACUGCAAUAGGUAUGUCUAAA
Messenger RNA from Choloepus didactylus (southern two-toed sloth), 3149 nucleotides. It is a transcript of the gene ZNF8, whose product is annotated as zinc finger protein 8. Gene Ontology annotation, molecular function: DNA-binding transcription factor activity, RNA polymerase II-specific; RNA polymerase II cis-regulatory region sequence-specific DNA binding. Gene Ontology annotation, biological process: regulation of transcription by RNA polymerase II. NCBI's taxonomy places the organism in Eukaryota, Metazoa, Chordata, Mammalia, Pilosa, Megalonychidae. The transcript is spliced from 4 exons. The record is from RefSeq and is a predicted model, not a curated record. The coding region runs from base 80 to 1804 and encodes 574 amino acids.